Corylus avellana is the source of this 4046-nucleotide messenger RNA. Lineage: Eukaryota; Viridiplantae; Streptophyta; Magnoliopsida; Fagales; Betulaceae. The record is from RefSeq and is a predicted model, not a curated record.
ACAAACAAACACUCUCAUCAAUCUCUCGAUCUACUGUGUCCAGCGAAAACGUACCAGCUAUGCCUAUGGCCUCACGAGAUGCAAAGAGAGAUGAAAUAGUUGGUCAUCUCAAGGAUGAAAAAGUGAAAAGAAUUUUUCUCACAGGGGAUGCUGGAGUAGGGAAAACAUGGAUUGCAAAUAAGAUAAGUGAAUUAUGUGUUGGCAGCGAGGGGCUAUCUUACAUGACCCUUUGGGUGCAUUUGAAUCAGCGAGGAGAUUAUAGCAACACUGAUCUUCUUCGCAGGUAUCUUUAUGAGAUUAUUGACCGUGAGUUGACGUCCCUAAUUCUCACUGCUGAUCAGAAGUCGUCGGAUGAUAUUGUUAGUACGGAGGAGGAGCCAAAGGAGGAAAGCCUGGAUAGCUUGAAAGACAAGAUAUCCACUAAGCUUGCUGCAAAGAUAGCUGCAGUGCCUGGUGAAAAGAAGUUUCUUCUCGUAAUUCUGGAUGGUGUUCCUGACACUAUGGAUGAAGCUAUAAUCAUGAAAGAAAUAGAAGCCCUUCGUAAACAGAAUGUGGACAUGGGAACUUUGUUCAAGAAGGUUUUAGUCACCCGAAGAUCAAAAGAGCUGAUGAGCAAGGAAGUAGGCGAGACCAAGGAGAUGAUCGUGAAAAAGGCCAACGACACCAAACCCCCGUCUGAUGAACAGGAUCAAAAGCAGCCUAACCAGAGUACUGAUAGUGCCAGAGAAAGCAAUCGCUUGUCUGAUGAAGAGCGUAAAGUGAUCGAGAUCAAACCCUUGUCUGAUGAAGAGGGUUUGGCGCUUUUCCGAGACAAAGUCACUGAAAAGGUGGUUAAGCAGAUUACGGAUUUUGAAAAACAUGCCAAAGAUAUUAUCAGAAAGAGCAAGGGUCUCCCAGCUGCGAUCAUUGUGAUAGCAGAAGCAUUGAAAUGCAUUGCGGAGUGCGAUUCCAGGAGUCCGACAUUGGAAGAUGCUCUGAAAAAAGCAGCCACCCGCCUGGAGAAGCCCGACGGCUCUUGGCAUAGCCCGCGCUUCUUUCAGAAACCUGGCAGAGUUCAUUACAACGAGCUCAUAGCUUGCUGGAUAUUGGAAGGAAAUAUUGUAGGUGCCGUUGACGGUGUGGUCCGUGUGGAGGAGGCAUAUAACGUCGGACAUAGUGUUCUGAUGAAGCUCGUAGAUCGCCAGAUGCUGAAAAUGCAUGAUGAUAACACAAUUUCCAUGGAAGAGUUGGCAUUUACAGUUCCUGAUUGUCUUGGGGAUGGAAACGAAGGGGGGGCGGCAGCGCCACCAUCGACUGAUCUGCGAUGGGAUAAUAAUGUGUUCGAGAAAGACGGUUGGUACAAAGGGGCGACAUCGAGUCUGCGAUGGGCUGAUGUGUUUGAGCAAUUAGGCGAUUGGCGAGGUGGGCGGGAUGGAUCGAGUCUGGGAUUGGCUAGCGUGCUUGAGGAUGGCGAUUGGCAGGGGUUCAGGAGAAUCACACAGAUGGGUGGCAUGAUAAAAACAACGACCAGUAGCCCUGAGAGAUGGGACAAAGUAUACACGCUACUCAUUGAUGGAAGACGUCUCUACAGAGAAGUUGUGGAUAAAUUCUUUGAGCCAAUGAAGCGACUCCAGGUUCUUGCCAUUUUUAAUCCUACAUUCAAAUCACUUCCCAAAAGCAUGUCUGAAAUGGGCGAGCUUCGUCUGCUCGUGCUCAGAGGAUGUGAUCCGUUGGAGAACAUUGAUCCCAUCAAAGACCUCGAGUCAUUAACGGUUCUGGAGAUAUCUGGUGCUGCCUCCUUGAAGGAUAUUCCGGGUGAUCUUUUCCAGAAAUUGAGUCAACUUCGAAGCCUCAAAAUCUGUGCACCCCAGAUAAAAGAGCUGCCUCCUAUCUCCCACAUGACUGAACUCCGUUGGCUCAUCCUAAGCGACUGCUCAAGCUUGCAAAGUCUGCCAAAAAUAAGGAAACUUACAAAGCUCCAGAUUGUUGAUCUCUCUGGCGCUUCCGAAUUGGCAAAAUUGGAAGGCAGAGCCUGGAAAUCACUUGAGAAUCUCCGAAGGCUUGACGUCUCCCGAACCAAGAUUUCCCGCUUGCCAAUCCUCGGCACACUUACAAAUCUUACUACACUCGCAUUAAGCCGCUGUGAUCACUUAGCGAGACUGCCCAAACUAGUUGGCUUGUCCAACCUCCAAAUUCUGGAUCUUUCGGGUGCUUUGAUGCUAAAGGAAAUCCCAGACGAAUCCUUGCAAAAUAAGGCAAGCCUCAAGAUCCUAGAUCUCUCUCAAACUGCCAUCCCUCUUUUUCCUUCCAAUUUAGCCAGCCUCUCUCAUCUUGAGUUGCUUGAUCUUUCUGGUGCCACUAAGUUGGUGAAACUGGAAAACAAAACCUUCGAAAAGCUGAGUUGCCUCCGUCAUCUUGACCUCUCCAAAACCAAUAUUGAAAAUCUGCCUUCACUUUCCAAGCUUGAUAACCUCGAAGUUCUUAAUCUUUCUGGUUGUAGUGCUUUGACAAAAAUAGGAGAUCAAUCUUUUGAUCACAUGACUCGCCUUCAGCGCCUCCAACUCUCUGAAACUAACAUUGAAUCCCUGCCGUCGCUUUCCAAACAUGUCAACCUCCGUCAGCUCUUGCUAAGAAGCUGUACCCACCUAAAACAACUUCCAUCUCUGGAAUCUCUGUCGAAACUCGAGGAGCUCGAUUUAUCUGGUGCACACCUUCUGAAAGGAAAUACUGCUGACUUCUUGAAGAAUAUGAACAGCCUUCAGCUUCUCAACCUAUCAGGGACGGGUCUCAAGUUACCUCAUCCCCUCUCCAAUCUCACCAACCUCACCCAGCUUUCCCUUGGAGGUUGUGAACUCUCAGAAUCGAAGCCAAAUUUUGAUGGACAUACAAAGCUGGAAGUUCUGGAUCUUUCGAAGACACAGAUUACUUCUAUACCAUCCCUUGGAAAUCUUACCAGUCUCCGGGAGCUUAAGUUAAGAGGGUGUUCGGGCGUAACGGAGCUGCCACGUCUAAAAUCGCUGAUCCAUUUGGAGGUUCUUGAUCUGUGGGGGAUCGGAAUCAAAGAAUUUCCCUAUGAGAUCUCAGAAUUGACUCGUUUAAAGCACGUUGAUCUGCCAGACAUGACGGGUGUUGAAAAGGUUGAGUGGGGUAGGAUGAGUCGCCUGCCGGAGGAGAUAAACUGGGUUGAGUGCGGCAUCCUCAAGCACUGUAAAAAAGGGCCUUGCAUAUCUAUGAGUGCUACCGAACUUUCUGGAAUUCUCAAGGACCAAGCGAAUCUCGACAAAUUUCACAUCUCUGUGUCCGCCCCUCUUAAGGAGGAAGGUGGUGCUAGAGAUAUCGAUUGGCACAGAAUUGACCCUUCCUUGAGAAAUAUCUACCUGCAGAAGUUUUCUGUUCCUGAGGAUCAUGGAGGGUUUCUGGAAAUUGUUGGAUUCGAUAGAUUUCCUGAUGGUAUCGAGGGUGGCAUCGUAAAAGCAGAGUACAUUGCUUUGAUUCGCAACAAGUUCAUGAAAUCCUUGUCAGACUUGGCUGCGAAGGCAAUUAACGAGGGCGCGAGCGUGACGGCAAUGAAAGGCUGCACGCUGGAGAAGUGCACCGAAAUGGAGACCAUUUUUGGCGGAGAAGAGAGAGAAGUGAAAAUGAGGGGAAAUCUAGAGACUCUGAGGGCGUCAAACCUUCCAAAGUUGAAGAGUGUCGUCUCCACUGGGAAGGAGAAAGUUGGAGGGUUUGAAAAACUUAAAGAGUUAUAUCUGGAUUGUUGCCCAUUGCUUCGAUUUGUUUUUCAUUCAAUAUCCCAGGUGCCAGAAAAUCUAGAAAUCCUAGAAAUCAAAUGGUGUGAUAAAUUGGAGAGUCUGUUUAGUCCUGAAGCACCGGCAGAAGGUAAACUGCAGACAUUGAAGAAACUGCAUCUGUUGGAACUGCCAGAGUUAAGUAGCAUUGGAGUGCCUAGGUCGACUACAUUUCCAUCUUUGGAAUUAGUCAAAUUCAGGAAAUGCCCCAAGUUGAUGAACAACUUAAAGGAACUUCAAGAAUGCGGAGGAGGAUUCAAAAUUGAAGAGUAUAAUUGA